AUUGAAUUAACCGGAUGUACGUCGCCGGAUACAAAAAUUAAAAAACCCUAAAAAAAACGAACCCUAGCUUUCCCGUCUAUUUCGCCGUCAAUUCUCUGCAAAUUAUUUCUGGUUUUUCUUCGAUCCCUUUGAUCGCAUCUCAAAUACACUGUUCUCAUCUAUCAGAUCUCGUUCUCCUCUAUCGAUUAAUAGUAAUUUUCCCCUUUCUUUGUAUGUCUUCGGAUUUAUAGGGUUAGGGUUUCGAGUUAGUCUGGAUCUCCUCUUGAUCAUCAGAUCUAUGAGUGAUUCGUGUUUGUUAUACAAAUACUGAUCAUUCCCCUCUGUUAAUUGACUGUAAUAUCUCUUAUUUUUCUUUUUUUUUGGGGUUUAGAUCUAUGGUUUCUGAUUUUCCCUUGAUUUAGGGUUUGUGACCGGUUUUGAUACCUGAAAUCAUAACGUCCUGUGUGCAGGAGUGUUAACCCUAAAUUUAUUUGUGUUAGCCUCUCUUGUUUUGACAAAAAGUUGUCCUUUCGAUUUAGGGUUCCUGAAAUUUUUGGGGAUCCUUAACUGAUCUAGGUAUCGUUCUGAAAAUUUAUCCCUUUGGCCUUUCCAACGAAUAACCGUAUUAAUUGUUGUUAAUUUUGCCCUUUUGACCAGAAUUUUGGAUCUCGGGCUUAGUUCUCUCGAAAAUCGCAGGGUCUCCUAUCGAUUUUAGGGUUUCCUUGUGAAAAAAAUGUCCCAACUGAUUCCCCUCAUUCAUUUGUUGAAUUUCAUGAAUCCUUAGAUCAAGGGUUAGCAUUUUUGUGAAAUUGCUCUGUUUCUCUUCGAUCUUAGGGUUUCUCUGUGGAAAAUAUAUAUUUUUCAUGUAAAAAUUAUUCUGCUAAUUCAAUUCAUUGUAAUUUUGCCUUGGUAGACCAAAAUUUAGGAUCUAGGGUUGCGUUUUGGGAAUUCCCCUGCUCUGAUAAAUAAGCCUUUCUGAAUUCUGCCUGUUCGAUCCAGGUCUUCAAAAAAUUUCACCCUUAUCCACAAUUUGAAGGUGAAAAUAUGGUUUUUAAGCAAAACAAGCGUCCCUUCGGUGAUGAUGAGUCUUGCCAGCUUUCUUUUAAGAAACAUGCCAUUCAGUUUGACCACAGUAAUCAGCUGUCUGCUUAUGUAGAGAUUGUUCCUUUCAGCAAGGUACCUCACAAGUUUUGCAUAUCAGCUGAAGAAGCUGAUGAGAGGUUGGCAAAAUCCCAAGCAGAAGAAGCACUCCACGCCAUCAGAGAACCUCUAUCCAUGCCUAAUAUCAUGGACGCCAGGCUUAUCUCUGAUAAUAUGAGAUCUCCUUCAAAAAUAUGCAGCCUUGCAUGGCAGAAAAGCAUGGACCCUGAAGAAUAUGUCGACUCACACUCGCCUUCUCACACUGUGGGUUCCCCUUAUCCAUAUGAAAGUGAAGAGCCAACAAUACCUGUAACUCAUUUGAAGGAACCAGUCCGGUCUUAUCUUGAUUACCCUCCUCAAAGGCUCAUUCCAGUGGGUCCUGAUCAUCAGGUGGAUGUCCCAGAAUGGAGCUCGUGUGCUUCUUCGAGGACUCUUGAUCUAGGGAUAGGAGACAGAGAACAAAGGCUCCCAGUUUCUUGUGCAUAUCCUAUGCUUACAGAUGCUGUUGAUCCAGAGAGACAGGGAGAUGGAGAGAGGAGGCCAAUGGAUGCUACACUAUGUUUGACGCCAACUCAUGUUGCCGAUCUAGAAAGAGAAAGGGAGAGAGAGCAUAAGCUGAUGGGUACUUGUGUGCAGUCGAUGCCACACUUCAGCUUGGAUGGUGUGAUUUUAGGGCGCGGCAGGAGCGAUUGUUGCUGCCCUGACCGUGGCUCAGUCAGAUGUGUGAAGCUGCACAUAGCGUUGAGGAGAGAGAAACUGAUGAAUGAAUUGGGGAAAUCCAUGUUCAUCGAGUUAGGGUUUGAGGACAUGGGAGAGGAGGUGGCGGAGAAGUGGAGUGAAGAAGAAGAGAGGGUUUUCAGUGAGGUGGUUUACUCGAACCCUGCUUCAUUGAAUAGGAACUUUUGGGAUUACCUCUCUCUAGCUCUCAAGAUGAGGAGUAAGAAAGAGCUGGUUAGCUACUAUUUCAAUGUUUUUGUUCUUAGGAGGAGGGCCGCCCAAAACCGGUGGGAUCCAUGCAUUGCAGAUAGCGAUGAUGACGAAUGGAGGGACGGUGAUGAGGAGGUGUUUGGGGCCGAGGACGAUGAUGAUUCAGUUGUGGAUGAUGAUGGUGAUGUUGAGGACCAUGAUGAUGUGGAUUAUGAUGGUGAUGGCCAUGUUGAUGAUGAUGUUGAUGGUGGCCAUGUUGGCGAGGAUGAAGAUGAUGAGGAUGGCGACGACGAUGAUGAUGACGAUGGUCAUGAUCAUGCGGGGGUGGAUGUAGAGGAUGGUGUGGGAGAUGAUGAUGUGGGUGCAAAGCAUGUGAACAUGAUGGUGAGGCUGGAGAAGAAGUCUUUAACUGAUGAUGGCGAGCAUCCAUACGGUGGUGAAGGUAAGGGCAUGGCGGAUGGCAUGGAUGAUGCUGAUGUACAGGAUGACUCGUGCAUGUCAUAUGAGGGGGGCCAUCAGCAUGGCGAGCCCAUGGCAAAUGCGUCUCAACAGGUUGUAGAAGUGAGAGAUACGAAUGUAGAAAUGGGGAAUUUCGGGGGCAUGAUGGAGCCUUGUGAUGAGAAGUUGUGGGUCGCUGGCUUUUUGAAUGGGCCAAAGAAGACUAUUGAUUUCUUGUCGACAAAUAAUAUGAUCAGAGAGGUUUUUGGAGAUGAAGGUUGGGAUAACGAUGGUUCGGAGAGAGACGGUUCUAGCAUCAGCUAGGUCCUGUGUGAGAAAAAUAUCGGGUCGAUCUCUUGUCGGUCUUCCUCGCAAUUACCAUUUCUCUCUCUCUCUCUCUCUGAACUUAAUGGAGGCUCUGAUUGGAGGGUAGUGAGGGCCAGGUAUGAGGCGGCAAUAUUCUUUUUGUUAGGAGUUAUUUACAUGCUUUCGAAAUAUUAUUGUACAUGCAUGCAUGCUGGGGAAGAUGCAGACUUGUGCUCAUGUAAACUAGGGAGUCAUAGAUUGAUGAAGUGGAUUUUGUUUGUUUGUUUGAGAGAGAUGAAUGUGUGCUCCCUCAUACUCAUCUUCUGUGCAUUUAUUUUUUAUCAAUUCAAUGUAAUGCUGCAUUGCCCCUCUCUCCCCUAACCCAUUCUCUAUGUAACUUGUUACUGUACAAA
Amborella trichopoda is the source of this 3203-nucleotide messenger RNA. RefSeq lists its product as uncharacterized. The record is from RefSeq and is a predicted model, not a curated record. Lineage: Eukaryota; Viridiplantae; Streptophyta; Magnoliopsida; Amborellales; Amborellaceae.